CAAGCCUUCACUGUAGUAGGACUGGUGAAAACGGUAGCCGGAUGGGGUGCAGUGGUGCUACAGUUCAUCUGGGAUGCUUCAUCGUCUUAUAUAUAUAUUAACACCAGCCGCUGUUUAAAUUAACACAAUGAACGCGUUAGCAAUAGUUUUUGCCAAUUGUAAAUAGUUCGUAAUUAUAGCGUUAAAUGCCAACCCAUUGUGAAUCAUUGUAAUCUGUUACGCUCUUGGGAUCACCUCCAGACAUCAGUGUCUUCAUUACCAUUGAUUUAUCGAAAUGAAAGUGACGGUGGAUUUUGAAGAAUGUCUCAAAGAUUCGCCUCGGUUCCGGGCCACAGUAGAAGAGGUGGAGGGAGACGUUGGAGGGCUGGAGCCAAAACUUGACAAGCUGGUAAAGUUGUGUAUAGGGAUGAUAGAUGCUGGACGAGUGUAUAACCAGGCCAAUAAACAGUUUGUGAAUGGAAUCAGAGAAUUGGCACUCCAGUCCACCAGAGAUGAGGUCAUCGGGUCCAGUUUAGCUGCAUUUGCCGAGACUCUUCAGGAAAUGAACAACUAUCACACAAUAUUGUUUGAUCAAGCCCAGCGGUCCAUAAAGUCUCAACUUCAGGCUUUUAUAAAGGAAGACUUGAAGAAGUUUAAAGAUGCUAAGAAGCAGUUUGAUAAGGUGAGCGAGGAGAAGGAAGUAGCUCUGGUGAAGAAUGCUCAGGUGCCACGUAACAAACAGCACGAGGUGGAGGAGGCCACCAACAUCCUGACCACCACACGCAAGUGUUUCCGUCACAUCGCCCUGGAUUAUGUGCUGCAGAUAAAUGUCCUUCAGUCUAAAAGAAGACUGGAAAUCCUCAAAUCGAUGUUGUCCUAUAUGAACUCCAACCUGACGUUUUUUCAUCAAGGAUAUGAUUUGUUUUCUCAACUUCAGCCAUUAAUGAAGCAGCUCGGUGCCCAGUUGGAUCAGCUGGUGGUGGAUUCAGCAAGGGAAAAGCGGGACAUGGAGCAGAAACACUCAACUAUCCAACAAAAGGCUGCUUUGCAGGACUUCUCCAAUGAUGACACAAAACUAGAGUAUAAUGUGGAUACAGAUAAUGGAAUUGCUAUGGAGGGAUAUCUCUUUAAAAGAGCAAGCAACGCCUUUAAAUCCUGGAACAGGCGCUGGUUCUCCAUUCAGAACAGUCAGCUGGUUUAUCAGAAGAGAUUUAGGGAUAACCCCACUGUAGUGGUGGAGGAUCUGAGACUCUGCACUGUGAAACACUGUGAGGAUUUGGAGCGCCGCUUCUGUUUUGAAGUUGUGUCCCCUUCCAAGAGCUGGAUGAUGCAGGCUGACUCGGAGAAGCUGCGGCAGGCGUGGAUCAAAGCCGUUCAGAACAGCAUCGCUACGGCUUACAGAGAGAACGGAGAGGAAGAUGCUGUCAGUUUGGACAGGCAGUCAUCUGCGUCUCUGGGCAGUCUGGACUCAGGCUGCGAGUCGGUAAAGCCAGUUAAGGUUGAAAGUGCUCUCCAGAGGGUGCAGGCCAUCCCUGGAAAUGAGUUCUGUUGCGAUUGUGGACAAUCUGAUCCACGCUGGGCCAGCAUCAACCUCGGCAUCACGCUGUGUAUCGAGUGCUCAGGCAUUCACAGGAGUUUAGGCGUUCACAAUUCAAAGGUGCGAUCUCUCACGCUGGAUUCGUGGGAGCCCGAGUUACUUAAGUUAAUGUGUGAGCUGGGCAAUAGUGUCAUUAAUCACAUAUAUGAAGCUCGAAGAGAGGAGAUGGGUGGCAAGAAGCCUCAGCCUGGAGAUCUCAGACAGGAAAUUGAAGCCUUCAUCCGAGCUAAGUAUGUAGAAAAGAGGUUUGUCCUGAAACCCACGGCUCAGCAGCAAAAGGAAAAGAUCAUGGCGUUGAGGAAACAAGACAAGCGUGUGAAGGGAAACAUAGAGUUUCUGCCUCCGCGGCCGCCCCCUCCGACACCCAAACUCCGUACCACCUCGAACACUUCAGCUUCCAUUAGUGGUCAGGAGGUGCGGCGCGACUCGCUGUUCUGCCCUGAUGAGCUUGAUUCUCUCUUCUCCUACUUUGACACGUCCUCAAAGCUGCGGAGCCUGAGGAGUGCAGACAGUGGUAUUCAGAACAGUGCAGAUGGGAGCAGAGAGAUGUUGGCCUCCACCUCAUCCAGCAACAGCCUGAGUGAAGCAGAGCCCCAGGAGUCUGAUUCGCCCAUGUCUGUAAAUCAGACAUACUCUCCUCCUGUGUUCUCUGAGAUGACUGAUUUCUCGGCGGGACCUCUGCUGUAUUGGGCGUCCUGCGCCUGCAGUUUGACAGACAUGGUGGAGGCGUUGGCUCACGGAGCCGAUGUCAACUGGGUCAACGGUGAAGACAACAAUCGGACUCCACUCAUACAAGCCGUACAGGGGGGUUCACUGAUCCCCUGUGAGUUCCUGCUUCAAAACGCUGCCAAUGUGGACCAGCAGGAUAUUCGUGGCAGAGGACCACUGCAUCACGCCACCAUACUUGGUCACACGGGUCAAGUUUGUCUGUUUCUGAAGCGAGGGGCUAAGCAGAACACUGUGGACGUUGAUGGCCGAAGUCCGCUGUCCAUCGCGGUAGAGGCGGCAAAUGCAGACAUUGUCACUCUGUUACGUCUGGCAAAGAUGAAUGAGGAGAUGAGAGGUACAGAGGUACCGUCAGGUCAAUACUCUCAUUCCCAGGGUCACACCGAGCAACAGUAUAAAAAAUGUAUUCAAGAAUUUAUAACUUUACAACUACAGGAGUAGUAAAGCAGAAAACACCAUCAGCAUUAGAUCAAAAUCUCAGAUCAUGUAUGCUGUAAUGCAUUUACACUGGACGUCGCAGCAUAGAAAUCUUACUGUUGUAUAUUUAACAAACAAACAUCACCCAUUAGUUGUUUUUUUACACAGCAUCAACAUCUAAGUGAUGUCACUGGCCAGCAGUCACCAGACAGCACAAAUACUUCUCUUUUUACAAAUAUACAUAGUUUUUGUACAUUUUCUGAUUCAAAUUGAUCACACUGGUGCUUGUUUUAGACCUAAUGAAUAUCUGGUCUAUUGUAUUUCUAAAAUCAAAUGAAGUACUAGUUAGAAAUGACUCAUUUUAACAUCAAGAUGGUGCUUGUUUGUUCCUGAGCUGGUUUAAACGUUUUGUCUGGCAUCAGUAUUUUUGAAUCUAUUACUUUAGGAUUAUCAUACAUGCCAAUCGCUCAGAGUAACUGUAACCCUUAAUGUAAAUUAUGCAUAUAUCACUGACCAUGUUUACAUGCUCAUGCUUAAGGAAGAACAGCAAUAGAUGAGAAGCUCAGAUGUAAAAGUGGCUAAACGCCACCUACGUCAAAAAUUUGAUAAUGAAAUUAACCAAAUGUUCUGGGUGCGUGUUACGUUCAUCAAAUACUUUCGCUUCAAAUACGCUUAAUCCCAGACUUAACGUGGGGUCACACUAGCCGCGUUUGAUGCGUCAAAUUCACGUGUAACGCGCCUAGUUUGGCGCUUGAACAGUGUGAGUUUACUCACUUCAUUUCAACCGCAAAAUUCUAGUAAUCGAGACACUCGUGUGGAAAUUCGCGUCAUGGGAGGGGCUUCUGCGACUCCGCUUGUUUCCUGUAAUCACGUCACUACUAGAGCAAGCUCCUGAUUGGUUAAUGUGGCACAUUUUUCCGCCAAAGUUAAACAUUUUCAACUCGCGAGUUUGCCGCAGCAACGCUCAAUUCACGGCAUUUGCGCGAACUAGACAUGCGAAUGAGGUGGAAUCACGUUUACCGCGCCGCGCUAAAUGCCUUAUUUGCGCCACGGGACCUCCAGAUGCACGUCAAUUCGUCUUCACAUUGACUUAAAAUUGAAAUAACUUGGCUUGAUGCCUCUACCGCGGCUGGUGUGUACGCAGCAUAAGGCUAUUCAGAAAUACUGCUUUGUUGGCAGAAUCCACCAAAUGCAACGUUAAAUUUCCAGCAAAGUCCAUUAAGGGCACAAAAGAUUAAUUGGAAGGAGGCCAGCAUGCGAAAUGACCGUGGAUCACAUUCAAAGUUGGUUGCUUUUCA
Molecule: messenger RNA, 4017 nt
Organism: Misgurnus anguillicaudatus (oriental weatherfish)
Lineage: Eukaryota; Metazoa; Chordata; Actinopteri; Cypriniformes; Cobitidae
Source: RefSeq, a predicted model, not a curated record